Lathyrus oleraceus (garden pea) is the source of this 1860-nucleotide messenger RNA. Its product is annotated as hydroquinone glucosyltransferase. The transcript has a single exon. The coding region runs from base 247 to 1740 and encodes 497 amino acids. Gene Ontology annotation, molecular function: UDP-glycosyltransferase activity. Lineage: Eukaryota; Viridiplantae; Streptophyta; Magnoliopsida; Fabales; Fabaceae. The record is from RefSeq and is a predicted model, not a curated record.
CCAUUAGCAGAAUUAUAGAAAAGAAAAAUGAAUAAAACGUCGUUCACUGAAAUUCAAGCGCUAGCUAGCUGCCACUGAGCACCAAUCAAUCAUUAAUAAACUCUCUGCCUCCUUUACAGACCCCCACCCAACUGACUCUCUCUAUAUAUAAACAUUCCCUUCUUCCUCAUUCUCUCAACAAUAACAUAACAACCUUCUUUCAUUUCAUUCGCAUUUGCAUUUCCAUCUGAAUUUCAAUUUCAUUUCAUGGAAGCUCCAAAACAAGAAACGGUUACAGCACCGGCACGGGCACCGGCACCGGCACCAUUACCAAAACCACCUAUGGUGGUGAUGCUACCAUCCCCAGGCAUGGGACAUCUCAUCCCGAUGAUUGAAUUCGCCAAACGAAUCUCUCUUCAUCAAAACCUUGAAAUCAUCUUCCUCAUCCCUACCGAAGGUCCACCUUCAAAAGCACAAAUCACAGUUCUUCAAUCUCUUCCGAAUUCCAUUUCACAUACUUUCCUUCCACCGGUUUCGUUCACUGAUCUUCCACCAAACACCAAGAUUGAAACAUACAUCUCCCUCGCUGUCCUCCGUUCUCUUCCUUCUCUUCGUGAAACCUUUCAUUCACUCUCCGUUUCUCAUACUAUCACCGCCGUUCUCGUCGAUCUUUUCGGCACCGACGCUUUCGACGUCGCCGACGAAUUCAACGUCCCUAAAUAUAUUUUCUUCCCUUCAACCACCAUGUCUCUUUCUCUUUUUCUUUAUCUUCCACGGUUAGACCAAGAGGUUCACAGCGAGUAUAGAGAACUCACUGAACCUUUAAAAAUCCCCGGUUGUAUUCCGGUUCACGGUAAAGAUUUACUAGACCCGCUUCAGGAUCGGAAAAACGACGCUUACAGAAGUGUUCUUCGUAACGCGAAAAGAUACAUCGAAGCAGAUGGGAUUAUUGAAAACAGUUUUCUUGAGCUCGAACCGGGUCCUAUCAAGGAGUUACAAAAAGAAGAACCGGGGAAAGUGAAACCAGUUCUUUACCCGGUUGGACCGUUAGUUAAUAGAGAAGUCGCUCAAACCGGUCCAAACGGUUCAGAGUGUUUAAAGUGGUUAGAUAAUCAGCCACACGGGAGUGUUUUAUUUGUGUCUUUUGGAAGUGGUGGGACCCUCUCGAGUAAUCAGAUAACUGAGUUAGCAAUUGGUUUAGAAAAGAGCGAGCAACGGUUUUUAUGGGUAGUUAGAAGCCCAAAUGAUAAAGUUGCAAAUGCUUCUUAUUUCAGUGCUGAAACAGAUUCUGAUCCUUUUGAUUUUCUACCAAAGGGUUUUCUAGAAAGAACUAAAGGGAGAGGUUUAGUUGUUUCAUCAUGGGCCCCACAGCCACAGGUUUUGGCUCAUGGGUCAACCGGUGGGUUUUUGACUCAUUGUGGUUGGAAUUCUAUUCUUGAGAGUGUUGUGAAUGGGGUGCCUUUGGUUGUUUGGCCACUCUACGCUGAACAAAAAAUGAAUGCUGUUAUAUUAACCGAGGAUGUUAAGGUUGGGUUGAGACCAAUUGUUAAUGAGAAUGGUUUGGUUGAGAGACAAGAAAUUGCUAGUGUUGUCAAGUGUUUGAUGGAAGGUGAAGAAGGGAAGAAGCUUCGUUAUAAAAUGAAGGAUCUUAAAGAGGCUGCUGCAAAAACUGUGGGUGAAAAUGGAACUUCCACAAAAAUCAUCUCUAAGUUGGCUCUCAAAUGGAGCAAUGGCAACAACAUUUCCACUUUGACAAAUUAAAUUAUUAAGUAUUAGUACUAGCUUGUAUUGUUCAAUAUUAGUUGCAAUAAGAACAUCUUGUUUGUACUAUUUUCUUCUUAAUUUAUGUACAUUAAUAAAAUUGUCAAAAUAUUAGAUGAA